Messenger RNA from Astyanax mexicanus (Mexican tetra), 3929 nucleotides. It is a transcript of the gene matn3a, whose product is annotated as matrilin 3a. The record is from RefSeq and is a predicted model, not a curated record. The coding region runs from base 30 to 2843 and encodes 937 amino acids. The transcript is spliced from 10 exons. NCBI's taxonomy places the organism in Eukaryota, Metazoa, Chordata, Actinopteri, Characiformes, Acestrorhamphidae. Gene Ontology annotation, molecular function: calcium ion binding.
GGGUAGAGUAAGCAGAUCACCUGGACACAAUGAAGUCCUUCUUUGGGUUUUUUCUCUGCUGCCUCUGGUUUCUCCUGCUGGAUAUCUCUGCAAGCUACAAUCUUAAUAAUCCAUCGCCGAUUUUAGCUCAGAGUUAUGCGCAAAGAAGAAAUUAUGGGAAUCCACCAAAUUCCAAACCACCACAGAGGACACUUAACCCAGCAGUGCACACCAGACAUUAUAGGUUUAAUGGGCUCCACUAUCUUCACAAAGACCAGCCAAUGAUGUUGCCACAGUUGGCAGCCUAUCCUGGAGCCACCAGUCCUUCUCCAGCCAAGCGCUAUGACUGGAAAAAAGACUUUUCACUGUUAGACAAAAAGGCAAAGCAGCAGCUGAAAGGUGAAUGGGCACCAGUAGUUUGUCGCAAGGCACCCGCUCCUGAAGAAUCACCUGCAGGUUCUCAACAACACGUUAAAGGACAACCACUUGCAGUUCAAGGACAAUCACUUUCAAGUCCAGAAGAUUCACAUGCAGUUUCGAAACAAUUAAGGAUUGAUUCAGAACAACCAAGGGUAGUUCAAGAACAAUCACUUGUAGUUCCAGAAGAAACGAUGAUUUAUUCAAAACCAUUAAAGGCAGAUACAGAACAAUCACAUAUAGUUCUAGAACAAUCAAAUGUAGGUUUAGACCAAUCAAGGGUAGAUUCAGAACAAACAAGAAUAGUUCUAGAACAAUCACAUGCAAUUCCAGACAAAACAAGGGUUGAUCAGGAACAAUUUUCAGAACAACCAAGGGUAGUUAUUGAACAAUCAAGUGUAAUUCCGCAAGAAACAAGGGUAGAUCUAGACAAAUCAAUGGUAUUUAUAGAACAAUCACAUGUAGAUCUAGAAGAAACAAGUGUUGACCCAGAACAGUUUGGAAGAGAUGGAAAACAAACACAUGUGUUUUCAGAACAAUCAAGGGUUGAUCCACAACAACCAAGAGUAGUUUCAGAACAAUCACAUGUUGUUCCAGAAGAAUCAUGGGUAGAUUCAGAGCAACCAACAGGUGUUCCAGAACAUCCCAGGGUAGAUCCAGAACAAUCCCAUGUACUUCCAGAACAUUCUAGAGUAGAUCCAGCACAAUCAUUCGGAGUUACAGAUCAUUCCAGGGUAGAUCCAGAAGAAUCACAUGAAGUUCCAGAACUGUCAUUUACGGAUCCAGAGAAAUCUUUUGUAAUUCAGUCACCUGUAGAUCCAGAACAAUCACGAGCAGGUCAAGUACACUCACAGGCAACACCAGAACAAUCAUUUACUGAACAACCAGUAGUGGUAACUACAGCACCAGUGACAACAUCUUCCCCUGUUUACCCUCGGACCUGGGUAAGCUCAACAAUGCUGCCAAAUCUCUGGCAGCCAAAACCAACUCUGACACCAGAACUGUACCCAGAAGCCACCUCAGCCCAGUCUUUACCAGCGUCCACACUGUCACCACAGCCGUAUCCUCACAUGCCCUCAGUCCAGCCACAAGCUCCAGGUGGAGCACAAGCUUCUGAUUCCCAGUGCAGGAGCCGCCCACUGGAUCUCGUGUUUAUCAUUGACAGUUCUCGCAGCGUGCGACCAGGUGAGUUUGAGAAGGUCAAGGUGUUCCUGUCGAACAUGGUGGACACACUGGACAUUGGUACAGAUGCCACCCGGGUUGCUGUGGUGAACUACGCCAGCACUGUCAAAAUCGAGUUCUUCCUCAAGGACCACCUCAAGAAGGACAGCAUAAAGCAAGCCAUCAGCCUCAUCGAGCCCCUGGCCGCUGGCACCAUGACCGGCCUGGCCAUUAAGAAGGCCACGGAUGAAGCCUUCACUGAGAAAUCAGGAGCGCGGCCCAAGUCCAAGAAGAUCUCAAAGGUGGCCAUCAUUGUCACAGAUGGGCGUCCUCAGGACCAGGUGGAGGAGGUGUCUGCUGCAGCUCGGGCCGCAGGAAUCGAGAUCUACGCUGUGGGAGUGGAUCGGGCUGACAUAGUCUCGCUGAAGCUCAUGGCCAGCAACCCCCUGGAAGACCACGUCUUCUAUGUAGAAACCUACGGAGUCAUCGAGAAGCUCACCUCCAAGUUCCGGGAGACUUUGUGCGGUGUAGACUCCUGUGAAUUGGGGCAUAGCUGUCAGCACAUCUGUGUUGGAAACGGUACCUUCUAUUACUGCGUGUGUCGGCGUGGUUACGUCUUGAACGAAGACAAAAGAACAUGUUCUAUUGCCAAUGGUGGUGUGGGAAACAGAGGAACCGGCAGUCAGCAAUUUACAAACAACAAUGGCCACAACGAUGGUGAAAGCAGUGCCAGUGCGGAUGCCUGUGCUCUGGGUAAUGACUGUCAGCACACUUGUGUGGGCAGCGGCUCCUCCUAUUACUGCACAUGUCCCCCUGGCUUUGUCCUGAUGGAGGAUAAGAGAUCAUGUUUCAAGGCCAAUGAUGAUGAUGAAGGGGGUGACACUAGUGCCAGUUCGGACCAGUGUGCGAUGGGGCACGACUGUGAGCACAUUUGCAUCAGCACUGAUGGCUCCUAUCGCUGCAAAUGCCGGAUGGGCUUUAUCUUGAAUGAAGACAAGAAAACAUGUUCACGUUCGGACCAGUGUGCGAUGGGGCACGACUGUGAGCACAUUUGUAUCAGCAGUAAUGGCUCCUAUCACUGCAAAUGCCGGAUGGGUUUUGUCUUGAAUGGAGACAAGAAAACAUGUUCAAAGGUAAAAGUGGAGAUAGUGCAAGAUCCAUGUCUGUGUGAAGCCAGACUGGCCUUCCAGAGGCAGACACAAACCUCUAUCCAGAACAUCAAUUCCAAACUAGCUGAUGUCACCAGAAAAGUCGAGCAAAUGGAAAGAAUGCUGGCUCGCAUGUAACAGACCAUGCUUUGGUCAUCCUGACAUUGUGAAGCUUCAGCUACCUGCUCUGCUCUAUGGACCACUGAAGCGGAGGUAAACUCGCCAUUGCUCCUCUGUUUCAUCAAAUCAGCAUGACAGACAACCCAGAAGAAGAAGAAGUUUCAAGAACUGAUACUCCUCCUUACCCAAAAAAGACAAACAAGAGAAAAACAUGUACAAGAAUACAAAUACACCUAUCUGUGUUUUGUUUAAUCCACUAAGAGUCUGAGGGCAACAUGGAAGAAAGGUUAAUCAAAUCAUUGUUUUGUUUUUAUUUUAAGCUAUGGCUGCACAUAGAAUUUCAGCAUUUUUUUUUUGCAAAUGUACGUAUUAUUCUGCACAAAAUUCACAUCACAGACAUGCAAUGUCAAAUUACAAAAAAAAAAAAAAAAUUAAGCUGCUUGAUACAAUAGGGAAAUUCUCAUUUCUGUGGCAUAUUUAUCAGACAGAUUAUAUCUACCAUAACAAUAUGUAUUUUUCUCACUGACUUUUGGUAAAUACUGGUGAAAUAUAUUUUUAAAAAUCAUUUUAAUUUCUGUUUUAAUAUGGGAAUCUUUAUUGUAGCCAAAAGUGACAUUGCUAUGUCAGUUUUUUCCAAUAUUGUGCAGCCUUUUUUUAAGUUUACCACACAAAUCUAAAUCUAAAGUGAUUGUAGAGAAUGGCAACAAUCACAAUAUAUAAAAGGUACAGUUUUAGAGGCUAAUACAAUCUCCAAUACGUGUGAGGCUGUCUGGUCUUUUAGAAAAUAUUUAACAAAUGCAAUAAAUAAGCAAACUCAUAUAAAGUACCCUAUAUAUACACAAUAUAAACAUUAUUUUAUUAUUAUUAUUAUUAUUGUUUCAUUUAGUUAUGAAUAUGCUUUAAUAUAUUUGUAUCUUUUGCUGCAUGUUUUACACUUAUUUAUCACUCUUUUUGUGGAAUAGUAUUUUAUAGAUGAUUGUAAGUUAACUUAAUAGGAUUUUUUGAAAUUUUAGAGUCUAUGGAGUGAGCAUUAUAUGCUGUAAUAUCUAUUAUUUACCUGUUGAUAAAAACUGAAGAGACAAUAAAAUAAUCAUAUUCAGCAUA